Microthlaspi erraticum is the source of this 492-nucleotide messenger RNA. NCBI's taxonomy places the organism in Eukaryota, Viridiplantae, Streptophyta, Magnoliopsida, Brassicales, Brassicaceae. The record is from the annotation of a GenBank genome assembly.
AUGACGGUCCAGCGACUGAGGGGAAUACGCUCAGGUAUUCGCCCUGACAUCCUGUUCCUAACAGAAAAAAAAAAUCCCGAUGAGUUUGUGCUUCAAACACUAGACUGUGUGGAAUACGAAUCACAUCUUUUGGUCUCACCUCACAGUCCCGGAGGAGGAGGACUAGCCCUCUUUUGGAAGAAGGAACUGGAAGUAGAAAUCCUAUUCACAUGCCACAACUUCAUAGAUAUGCGCAUCAAGGCUGAGGGGAAAAGCUUCUACGCCACAUUUGUGUAUGGAGAGCCAGACCAAACAAAAAGACACGAAGUUUGGCAAAAAUUGAUGGAACAAGCAACGGAAAGAACAGACCCCUGGCUACCUACAGGGGAUUUCAAUGACAUCAUAGAGUCGGCGGAGAAAAAAGAAGGCCCAGUAAGGCCAGAGACCUGUAUGACCUCAGGUUCUCUGGCAACUUCUACUCCUGGAGAGGAAAGAGAAACGACCAUCUUGUGA